AAAAUUAAAAACGACAAAAUACUUAAAAAAAAAUUAAAAGUGAAAUUAUAUAUUAAAAUUUGCAUAAAAUUCGUUGCCUUAUUGCUGUACAUAAUAAAAUUACGAUUUUUAUAGCUUAUCGCAAAACUAGUGGGUGUGACUUUUUACUGCGGCUCAAUAGCAAGACGCAUAAAUUUUCUAAACAAAAAAGUGUCGUCAUCUGCUUUUAUUGCCAUAAAAAUAUUAAGAUACAAAAAAAAAAAUGUUUAUCCAGAAAAUGUCAAGCAAAUGCUGCGUCGCUGAAGUAGUCAAUUAGUAAUGAGGAAUAACUACCCGCAGAAUUAUUGUUCAUCUGAAUGCAGCUACAGUAGAAUCAAGAACAAAAACAAAAAGAAAAAGAAGCAAAAAAAGCACCCUGAAUAAUAAGGCCGUAAAAUAAUAAAUGGUUAUAUUAUUGUGUUUUUGUUUUUGGGAUAGUUUUGCUCUCGCGGUAAAGCAUAAAACACAACAGAUUAGUGGAUAGAAGUUCAGUCAAACGGCAACAAUCAAAGCGGUAAAGUGCACUGACAACAAAAGACGACAAAUUAUUAUUCGCAUAAUAAUAAUAAAUAAGAUCCAUAAAGAAGAUCCAAAUUGUUAAGCGUUCUUAACGGAUAUGCAGCCCGAAGCCGAGUCCAAUUUUCAAAGCAGCAAAUUGUUGAAAAAAGCCAUUCUGAACCUUACGAUAUUUGUGGCAUUACUGAUACCGUUAAUAGUUUGCGAAUUCGUCAUCGAACCAUAUCGUCGCGGGUUUUUUUGCAACGAUGAAACGAUCAAAUAUCCUUUUCGCGGCAAUACGAUAACACCGGUGCUUUUAGGCCUAAUAAUCGCUUCACCACCUUUACUUAUAAUAACAAGUGGUGAAUACACUCGAUUGCGGUAUAAAAGGAAUACAAACGAUAUUCGUUGCUUAUGGGGUCUAAUUGUACCGUUAUGGUUAAUUAAUUGCUUUGAGCAAUUGACAUAUUUCACAUUUGGUCUACUGCUAACUACCGAUGCAACCGAAAUUGGUAAAUACACUAUAGGACGUAUACGACCGCAUUUUAUUGCGGUAUGUCAACCGCAAUUUCACGAUGGCUCCAGCUGUUCAAAUGCAACGAAUCAACUUCGUUACGUCGAAAACUAUUAUUGUGCAAGCACGGGCUACAAUGCUGACGACGUUAGACAAGCACGUCUUUCAUUUCCCAGCGGACACGCUAGUCUAGCAUUUUAUUCAUUACUUUAUAUGAUCAUCUACUUGCAAAACCGUGUCGUCUGGCAGAAGGGUCAACUUAUCAAACCGUUCAUACAAUUUAUUCUGAUUAUCUCGGCUUGGUUUAUUGCGUUAACCCGCAUUAUGGAUAAUUGGCAUCAUUGGUCUGACGUUUUGGCCGGUUCCAUAUUGGGUACUUUAGGUGCUUUGCUAACGGCCGGCUAUAUCAGCAAAAUGUAUAGAUCGCCAUCAUUGGUAUUAGACGGUCUACCCCGACAAGACACUUCAGCUACGCUUAACGAAGUGUUGGCGAGUACACCGCCGCCUUACACGAUGCAGCAGAAAAUUAAAACAUUUACCGAGCAUGAGUAUUCUUCAAAAGUGUAGUUCUGAGAUGAAAAGUAUUUAGGACUUUUUUUUUCCUUUUCUUAUAUUUUGUAAAUAAAUAUUUCUCUCUUUAGCAUUAUUUUUAAUUUAUAUUUGAAUUAAGGAUUUUCGUUGUAAGCUAAACGAUAUGUACAAAAUAUUUUUGUGUCUUUUUUAUAUAUAAUGCAAGCCAAAUAUCAUUUUAUCGCUUUACCCAAACUUAGUUUCUUAAUAAAUUUUCUUUUUACAUCGAAUUAAUAUGAUUCAUAAAAACUUUAUUCUUUAUUUCUUUGAUAGUAACGCAACUUUAUGAAAUUAAGGUGAGCCAGCCAUGCAUCGAUAUUUCUGUCUAGUCACUAACAUUAAUGACGAAAAUCAGGUCGACCAUAAGUAAUUCUCUAAUACGAAAUCAAGUGCCGCUUGACAAUAAGAUAUAGGAAAGAAAAAGAGAAAUCAAAAUUUAUUUUGUCUAGACUUAUAAAAAUAUAAUUGAAAUUUUACGUCACCUUUAGUUCAGGGAAGAAUUACAAGCAAGAAGAAUUAAAUAAAAGCAUAGCAUAAGCAAAUUUUAAUGUUUGUGCUUUUCCAAUGAUCGACAUAAGCCGGUCAGGUGCGAUCAAGCCCAUUGAUCGAGAAUUUUAUUAGUAGAUUUAAAGGUCAGGGCCUUCGUUCAUACGGAGUUCGGCUUAUGUAAGCCAAAGAUCUUGCCCAAGUGCACGAUACGACAAAUCGCCUUUCUACUCAGCAUUAAUUUAUUUAUUCAGUUGUUUCAGUUCCAAGUCAAACGUCUUAUGUAAUGAUAUUUCCAGAUGAAUUCUGCUUCUCUAUCCUCUGUCCGCUAUCGUAAACUGUAGUGAUUAUAUUUUCUUCUUAGCUCUUUUCAUCAUUUUCCCUCCAAUUUGCCAUUUCAAUGCAGAAGUGACAAUACAGCUUUCCAAUGUCAAUUUUAUGCUAUACCAGGGCCAUUCAUUAGCUUAUGAAAAUCGGAAAUUGAAGUCUCACAAAAAGAAAACCGAUUCUGCUUUAGAACGUGAAACAAAUUAAAGGUAAAUUAUUUAAUAUACUCGUGAUGCGUCGACUUUCCUUUUCUCAAUUGCAUAAAAACAUUGCAACUAUUUUUUCUUUCAUUUUUUAUGCACUUUUCUUUUACGUAGUUUUUUUAAUAUUUAAAUAUUUUCUUUUCAUACCCAUACAUUGUACGCUUGGCGACAAGCGUAGUAAAAACGCGGGAAAUAGUAUCUAACAUUAGCUACGAAUUUUUCGGGUUCUUCCGAGAGC
This is a messenger RNA of Glossina fuscipes, 2854 nucleotides long. RefSeq names its product putative phosphatidate phosphatase. The coding region runs from base 635 to 1597 and encodes 320 amino acids. Gene Ontology annotation, biological process: phospholipid metabolic process; phospholipid dephosphorylation; signal transduction. The record is from RefSeq and is a predicted model, not a curated record. Gene Ontology annotation, molecular function: phosphatidate phosphatase activity. The transcript is spliced from 2 exons. Lineage: Eukaryota; Metazoa; Arthropoda; Insecta; Diptera; Glossinidae.